Spodoptera littoralis (African cotton leafworm) is the source of this 2136-nucleotide messenger RNA. NCBI's taxonomy places the organism in Eukaryota, Metazoa, Arthropoda, Insecta, Lepidoptera, Noctuidae. The record is from the annotation of a GenBank genome assembly.
AUGGCUUUAAGAGGAUUUCUUGUGUUUUUGUGUGUCUAUCUGUGUGUACAAAAUGUGAUCUGUCAAUUUGGUUUCUUCAAUCCAAGAGGGAACCGAAAUAAUGGUUUCUUUGGCCAGGAGUACAUGCAACCCAGAAGACCGGACAGGUUUUCUAACUUCUUCAACCUCCAACCAAAACGACCAGUGAUUAAUCCAGAGAAUAACCAAGAUACCAUUUACGUCUAUGAAGUAAGUCCAGGGUCUCAAAACCAAUAUGACUAUAAUGGCAGACCUGUCGUUUUUCCAACAAACCGACCAAUGUAUAACCAGAAUGGUCAGAAUAAUGGAAACGUUAAUUUCCAAAACAACCCUAAUAACGUUAAUUUCCAAAACCCGAAUGGUAAUUUCCAACCUAACCCUAACAAUGGGAAUUUCCAAACAACAGUCCCUUAUGAUGGAGGUUUUCAACCAGCCCCCAAUGAUGGCAGUUUCCAACCAGCACCCAGUGAUGGUAGUUUCCAACCCGGCCCAAGUGACGGUAGCUUUCAACCAGGCCCAAGUGACGGUAGCUUCCAACCAGGCCCCAGUGACGGUAGCUUCCAACCAGGCCCCAGUGACGGUAGCUUCCAACCAGGCCCAAGUGACGGUAGCUUCCAACCAGGCCCCAGUGACGGUAGCUUCAAACCAGACACAAGUGACGGUAGCUUCCAACCAGGCCCCAGUGACGGUAGCUUCCAACCAGGCCCAAGUGACGGGACGGACGACUUCCAACCAAAUAAUGACAAUGAAGUAACCAAUACAAACGAGGAGAAACCCCCACAAAACGGAUCUAACGGCGGUUUCGAGGAUGUGAAUACUACCACUACGCCUAGUCCAGAAGAUGUUGGAGUUACAGCACCAAAUGAUCCAGUGAACUUUGACGAUAUACCGACAUGGAAACCACUAACCCCGGUGCCUACUGUCUCCACGGAAUCAAGGAACAGCUUCAAUUUCCAACAAAAUCCAAAUCAAGGAUUGUUCAAGGAAACCUGUCCAACGGUAGAAGGAGGUCUCGGCACCUGUAUUUCAGUAUACGAGUGCCAGCCCUACAUCAGCGUGCUGCGUGAGUCGAGGACCAACCCUAACGCCGUGCAGCUGCUGAGGAGAGCACAUUGCGGCUUUGAGGGGACUGCUCCGAAGGUAUGCUGUCCACUCCCUGGUUUCCCAGAACCUCAAGUUACUCUCCCCACUACGACCACUACCACUACUACUACCACCACGACUCCAAAACCGACACCAGCGCCAACAGACCCCGCAGCAGCAGCAAAGAUAAGCCCCGAGGACUUUGUUCCUGCACUCCCUGAUCCUCCGAUCUGUGGGUUCAGCAAUGCCUCUCUCGGAAGAGUCGUCGGUGGAGUUGAUGCUGGUUUGGGAGACUUCCCCUGGAUGGCCCUCCUCGGUUACAAAAGCAAAAGGACUGGCACUACCAACUGGCUUUGUGGAGGGUCCCUCAUCAGCUCUCGACAUGUCCUCACCGCUGCCCACUGCAUCCAUAACCAUGAAGAAGAUCUUUACGUAGUUCGACUAGGUGAGCUGGACUUGGCGAAAGAGGACGAGGGUGCAACUCCAUUGGACGUGCUCAUCAAGCAGAAGGUCAAGCACGAGCAGUACAGUGCUACCUCCUUCACCAAUGACAUCGGUAUCCUGAUACUGGAUCAUGAAGUUACUUUCACCGAUUUGAUAAAGCCGAUCUGUAUCCCCAAAGACGAAAAACUAAGAGCAACGACCUUCGAGGACUACAACCCUUUGAUUGCCGGAUGGGGACACACGGAAUUCCGUGGUGCAGCAGCAACACAUCUCCAAGUGUUACAACUGCCAGUUGUAGGCAACGACUUCUGUAUGCAGGCGUACAGCGCCUACAAAGCACAGAAGAUCGACGAGCGUGUGCUCUGCGCGGGGUACAAGCAGGGAGGCAAGGAUGCCUGCCAAGGAGACAGCGGUGGACCUCUAAUGCAGCCUAUCUGGAGUCCAACCUCACACAAGACAUACUUCUACCAGAUAGGAGUGGUCUCCUACGGUAAGAAGUGUGCCGAAGCCAACUUCCCUGGUGUAUACUCCAGGGUCACGCACUUCAUACCCUGGAUCGAACAGCAAGUUCUAGGACGGACCACGACGUGA